Molecule: messenger RNA, 844 nt
Organism: Cicer arietinum (chickpea)
Lineage: Eukaryota; Viridiplantae; Streptophyta; Magnoliopsida; Fabales; Fabaceae
Source: RefSeq, a predicted model, not a curated record
UAUUUUGGCUUUAAACCAAUGGCUGUUUUACAUUACACGAGUCAUUUUUUCUUGAAUUCAAAGUGUCUAAAUCACCUACUUAAUUCCAUGGUUGGCCAUCCCAAUCCUAAUUACAAUUGUAUUAUAUAAGAGAUUAGUUAUGGAUAAGAUUAAGGAUAUAUAGUUAAUAGUUUCACACGAACAAAGAGACUUAACAACUACCUUCAAAAACUAGUUAGUUAGACAUUGGAAAUUAGAAAAGCCUAUAAAAAAAAGAAAGGAAGCUAAAAAAUUUCAUGCACACAAUAGCUUCAAGUUUAUGAAGGAAAAUUUUGGAGUAAUAGAAAAUGGAUAUGAAGAAGAAUUGGUUUGGUUCAAGAAGUGAAGCAAGGUUAGGUAGGAGCUACACAAAGCCACACUAUGAUACCAAUUCAUCAAGCAACUAUAAUGGUAAAAAAACAGUGUGGCAGAAGAUUUGGAGAAAGAUGAAAAGAAAUAAGAAGAAAGUUUUCAAUUCUUCUUCUCCUACUUCUUCUACAGUGGAUGAUGGUGUGUAUGAUGAAGAAACAUAUUCAAUGAACUUUGAUCAAGGAACAGGGUGGAUGGAACCAGAUAAUCUUCCUCGUUCAUUCUCAGCUCGGUAUGCUGAUCCAUCUAGGAUCUUGCCAUCUAAACAUUUAUUAGUCUGAUAUGGUUACAAAUGUAAAACAAACAGAAAAAUAUAUUUUUUUCAUUCUUCUCUUGAUUUCAGAGUUCAUUUUUCUUCCUCUUCCUAAUUUUUUUAGCUUUGCACAAUCUGUGUGUAUUCAUGGAUAUUUUGCUUAUUCGAGAUACCAAUUUGAAUCAACUAAUAUUUUUAGAUAAA